GUUGGCAAUGGCUGGGGAGGAACUUGAACGAGGGUGCAAGCUGUGCUUGGCAGGAUCAAGCAGAGGAGCCCUCGCAGAUGUCAAUGCUUUCCUGUCAAGCCUCCCUGGGGCGAGUGUAGAAAUGCGUCCUGUUGGCCCGGAUGGCACUAACUUGUGUGUACGAGUCUUCCCUCCUGGCUCCUUCUCAUCACCCCCCCCCCCUCUG
Molecule: messenger RNA, 205 nt
Organism: Guillardia theta CCMP2712
Lineage: Eukaryota; Cryptophyceae; Pyrenomonadales; Geminigeraceae
Exons: 2
Source: RefSeq, a predicted model, not a curated record